UUUAAGUCCAGUGUGACUUAUCUAUCCUACACUGCUGCUGUCGGUAACGGAGCGGCUGCGCACACACCUACAUACACUCCUCUCUCUCGCUCUCUUUACAAUACCACACACACACACACACACCGGAGCGCAGGAGCGGACUAGCGCACUGGGAAGAAGGGAGAGAAGAGAAACGGAGAGAGGCGACACAAGUCAGACCGGCUCGAGCAGGGGAAUGUGCCGGAUUCCGCUGCGCACACACCCGGGCUGUCCCGCACUGAGGGCUCCACUGCGUUAACGGGAGACGACACAGGGCUGAUACUGAGGCAGCGGGACCAGGACCAGAGAGGGACAAAGUAAAAAAUAAAAAAAAGUAGUCACCUGGCUGCGGAGGAAAUUAGAGAGGGAGGGGAGUGGAGGAGGGCGGGAGGUGUACCCGCCUCACAGAGCCUUGUUCUGGGGGUAACGCCACUGCUUGCGCGCAACGGAGAGUAAGCGCAAAGUUUCCUCGAUGGCGCUGGUGAUGGAGCCAGUGAGCAAAUGGAGCACAAGCCAGGUGGUGGACUGGAUGAAAGGUCUGGACGACUGCUUGCAACAGUAUGUGUGUGUCUUUGAGCGCGGAGGUGUUUGUGGGGAGCGGCUGCUGAGGAUUAGCCACGCCGAACUUGAGGAGCUGGGAGUCUCUCGCAUCGGACACCAGGAGCUCAUUCUGGAGGCUGUCGACUUGCUCUGUGCCCUGAACUCAGGGCUGGAGACAGAGAGCGUCAGGACUCUGGCUCACAAGCUCGGCGCCUCAGCCAAGAACCUGCAGAACUUCAUUUCCGGACGGCGUCGGAGCAGCCAAUCAGAGAGCAGGAGCUCGCGGCGCCUCCCCAAUGAUCUGCUGACCUCUGUGGUCGACCUCAUCACCGCUGCCAAGAGCCUGCUGGCCUGGCUGGACAGGUCUCCCUUUGCUGCAGUGGCAGACUACUCAGUAACCCGAAAUAAUGUCAUUCAGCUCUGCCUGGAGCUCACCACCAUUGUACAGCAGGACUGUACGGUGUUUGAGACGGAGAACAAAAUCCUUCAUGUGUGUAAGACUCUGUCGGAGGUGUGCGAGCACAUUGUGUGUGUGUCAUCGGACCCGCUGGUUUCACAGUCAGCCCACCUUGAGCUGGUUCACCUCACCAACAUCAAGCCCUCUGAAGGCCUGGGAAUGUACAUAAAGUCAACCUACGAUGGACUCCAUGUUAUCACAGGAACUACAGAAGGGUCUCCGGCUGACCGCUGUAAGAAGAUCCAUGCAGGAGAUGAAGUCAUUCAAGUCAAUCAUCAGACCGUGGUGGGCUGGCAGUUACGUAACCUGGUCGGCUCGCUGCGGGCCGAUAAAGGCAUCGUGUCCCUGACCCUGAAGAAGCGUCCACAGAGCACGCUCAGCUCUGCCCCUGCGCUGCUGAAGAACAUGCGCUGGAAACCCCUGGCUUUGCAGCCGACCAGAAGCCCAGGCAGCAGUUCAGCCACGCCUUCAGGCACACCCACCAAGAACUCCGCCCUCCAGGACCUUUACAUCCCCCCUCCACCUGCUGAGCCAUAUACACCCAGAGAUGAGACAGGAGCCUUGUCUGGUGAUGAAGCAUCUCGUAACCAUGGUGGCGUCAGCGCUGCUAAGCGCUCUGAGUCACCGAACUCCUUCCUGGAUCAAGAGUCUCGCCGGCGAGAAGAGGAGGAGCCCGUGUACUGCACCACACCCACAUACGGCAGGCUGAGGCCCAUCUCCAUGCCUGUGGAGUGUAACUGGGUGGGUGAUUAUGAAGACCCAGCCAAGCUUAACAGAGAAAGCCGCAGAGAAGCCUCGCUUAUGCGUUACGUGGGACUGUCCGGUGGGGACGAACGGACCAGCGGUGAAGACUACUCCUCCCACACAGCUCGUCCGGGCAAACGGUCCAAUGAUACGGCCAAACGUGCCAAGAGGCGGAGCCACCACAGUCAAAGCCCCUCCCAUUAUGUCCUUCAGACAAAUCAGAGAGAGUCACCUCCCAGGGACCCAGCCUCCAUUUAUCAUACAUACCAACAGUCCUCCUCCUCCUCCUCUCUGCAGUCAAAGAACAGGAAGAAGAAUAAAGGACGAAGUUUGGCCUCGCUGAGUCGGAGGCGUGUUUCCUGCAAGGCGCUGGGCAGAGGAGACUGCGAGGGUUGGCUGUGGAGAAAGAGAGAUGCAAAGGGUUACUUUUCUCAAAAAUGGAAGAAGUACUGGUUUGUUCUGAAAGACAACUGCCUGUACUGGUACAUCAAUGAAGAGGAUGAAAAAGCCGAAGGUUUUGUCAGUCUUCCAGAAUUUAAGAUCGAUCGAGCCAGUGAAUGCCGCAAGAAGUAUGCUUUCAAAGCUUGCCACCCCAAGGUCAAGAGUUUCUACUUUGCAGCAGAUGGAGUGGAUGACAUGAACAGGUGGCUGAGUCGCCUCAACAUGGCCGCUGUAGGCUAUGCAGAGCGAGAGAGGAUACGCCAGGAGCAGGAUUACUGGAGUGAAAGUGAACAUGAGGAUGACGCUGCCUCCAGCCCCAAACAGGACAGUCCCCCACCUCCAUAUGACACCUACCCACGGCCUCCAUCAAUGAGCGCCUACUUGGAAGGAGGUCGGACCACUCGGCUGUCUUCCACAGAGACGUCUCGCUCUCGCUCAUCCCAAGAGGACUUCCUUUGUGGCGAGCCCCCUGCUGCAGCUGCAGAGCCGCAGUACCACCCUGGUCCUCUUGGGGGAGGCACCACACACAGUGGCAGAAAAGCAGGGGGCAGCAACAGCAGCGACGUACAGUACAGAUGUGAUCCUGUAGAGUACCGCUCCAGUCCUGCUGGGGGCAGUAGUGAGACAGGGUCCCCGGGCCGCUCUUCAUCAUCGCAGAGGCGCUCUUGGCAGGACCUGAUUGAGACGCCAUUGACCGAGGCUGGACUGCACUACCUUCAAACUGGACCACUUGAGGACGCCGUCUUUGCUGAGCCAGGUGGUGGCUCAAUGAUGGCCGGAGCCGUUUACACUCUUCCUGCUCCGAGGAAUGUCCCGUUGCCCAUGGCAAUGCAGAGGCUGAUUCCUAUGGCAACCCAGGGAGGGAAACCCCGCAGCUUCACACUGCCACGAGACAGCAACCUCCACACGCUCCUCGCACCGCCUGCAAAAGAAGAACAGCAAACACACAACGGUGGCAGUGAAGGUGCCUCGCUGGGCGACCUGUUUCGUGCGUGCGAGCAGGGUGGGGUCUGUCCUCUGGGUCGGGGGUCGGAGUCCAAAGGUCAGUCAGAGUUCAGGCAGUCAUUUCUCCGAAGGGCCGCUGACCCUCAUCUCAACGAGCGCCUGCACCGCCUCCGCAUACUGACCUCCACGUUGAAGGACAGGGAGGGGGAACUAGCGCUGAUUGACAGGCUGCUGGCCAAACCCCAGCUGUCGUCGGCAGAGUUCCAGGAGUGGAAGAGAGCCUAUCAGGAGCUGUUCACUCAGGAGCCGAACUCGGCCGCCGACUCAGAUCCUGGCCCGCCCCUCACCCCGUCGCUCUCUCACACGCACUCCUACAUUGAGACGCACGUCUGACGCGAAAAGCAAAAGCAACACACACGCUUAAAUUGCUCUCAUCAGCUGAUUUUGGAUUGAGUUGAACAAAUUGCAGUUGAUGCUUUGAGGCAUCAGAGCUGCGAUCGGAGAAAUCUUAGUGACGAACUGAGUCGAGAGGCGAGAGUAGAGAUGCGCUUUGAGCAGCCGCCGUGUGACAAGUGCAACAUGACGUGUUUUUGCGAAGACCCUCGUGUCACAUCAGUCUUCGAGCUGAUUGGUCAUGCCACUCCAGAUGGCUCGAGGGUGGACACUGACACUGAUUCUUGAGUAUUAUAUGUUAGCUUUUGUGCUGCGUACCUAAAAUACUCUCCAUGGAAAACCAUAUAAAGAAGGAUCUUCAUCAUCUUCAUACAGACUUCUCAUCCAGUGGGAUUACAGAGUUGUAUCUUUCUCCAUCUUGCUUAUUGUGCCAUUUUCAUACUGUGACUGCACAGUGUCUCAUAGACGCUCUAAUAGCCACAUACAUUGUAUUCUUUCAAGCCUUAUACUUGAUGUCUAUGAUGAUAUUUACUGUACAGUGAGUGCUACAGUAGACAACAAUAAGCAAAGGUCUUUUUUUUAAAAAACAAAACAAAACACUAGUCUCAGUUUCUAUCUAGUUUUAGAGACUUUUGUUUGUGCUGGUUUGGUAGAUUCGUGUACUGUGCUGGGCUGGACCUGAAGCAUGCACACUCCUCCUGGAAUAGGACCCAUUUGAAGGAAAAAUCCACCCUCAAAUGCUUUUCUAGCAAUGCAUCAGGCAUCACAUGGUGUAGUUAGGAGCCCAUUAUCUGCUGUUGCUUUAUUAUUGAACUUCAGUUCACACUCCAAAAACACAGUAUGCCUUUCAGAAACUGCCAUUUACUGCUUUAUAACUUCGCAUAUGCACAUUAAAGCAGUGUGGUUUUUACAUUUGGAAAAAUAGAACACUACAUGCAGUUAAAUCUGUUGUACAGACAUAUACAGGCAUAAAUAGAGAACAACAGUUAUUCUUGUUGCUUCGAGAAUAAAAGCUUGCAAUGAUCAAGGGAG
Messenger RNA from Maylandia zebra (zebra mbuna), 4570 nucleotides. It is a transcript of the gene cnksr2a, whose product is annotated as connector enhancer of kinase suppressor of Ras 2a. Gene Ontology annotation, molecular function: protein binding. The record is from RefSeq and is a predicted model, not a curated record. Gene Ontology annotation, biological process: regulation of signal transduction. Gene Ontology annotation, cellular component: membrane; cytoplasm. Lineage: Eukaryota; Metazoa; Chordata; Actinopteri; Cichliformes; Cichlidae.